This is a messenger RNA of Dunckerocampus dactyliophorus (ringed pipefish), 2901 nucleotides long. It is a transcript of the gene rassf3, whose product is annotated as Ras association domain family member 3. Gene Ontology annotation, biological process: signal transduction. Gene Ontology annotation, cellular component: cytoplasm. The record is from RefSeq and is a predicted model, not a curated record. NCBI's taxonomy places the organism in Eukaryota, Metazoa, Chordata, Actinopteri, Syngnathiformes, Syngnathidae. The transcript is spliced from 7 exons. The coding region runs from base 165 to 1436 and encodes 423 amino acids.
GGUCUCCGCCUGCUCGGCUGCCGUGUGUGAAAUGAGAUCCAACCCGUUCUGGACCGAGCCGACUGCCACAACCUGCUCCUGGACGGCGACCAGGAAGGCUCGCAGUGUCCCCUCGACGCAAUGCCGCUUCCCCUGCUUCCCGACGCCUCCGCCCGGCUGUGAGGAUGAAGGAGGUCCAUCAUGGGGGUCGCAAGCACGUCGCCUCGGCUGACCUUCCACCGCCCGCGGUCCACGUCAGCCGAGCCCCGCCGAUACUAAGCGGCGCUACGGAGGAAACGUCACCGCCGGCGGGCGCCAGGCUGCGGCUCUCCAACAAGGUGGGGAUGGUGAAGGUGGUGCGGCGGCACCUGUCUCCUCAGCCGCCCAGCCUGGAGAGCCUGGAGGCGGCUUGGAGGGGCAGAGCUCGACCGGAGCCUUUGAGGAGCCCAGACAGAAGGAAGGGCCAGGCAGAGACCGGGGACAGACUGGGCCAGGAAGGGCACGCUGGGGGACCGCAUAGGACCCGGAAGAAGGGGUUCAGACCCCCUGACGUGAGGACCAUCUUCACGUCGGGGGAGAAGGACCCUAGGGUGAAGGAGGAGUCCGGGGAGGGCCACAGCUUUGGGCCUGGAGGGGAGGGCACCUGGUGUGACGUAUGCUGCAAGUACAUCUUCCGCAGGGGUCUCACCUGUGCAAGUUGCAAGUACGCGUGUCACGCCGCCUGUCGAGAUCGAGUGUCGCUGGACUGUCACCCGGCGCCGUCGCAUGUCACCCACGACCAGCUCAACAACAACAACAACGUCAGCAACGCCGCGCCGCACGAUGUGGAGAAGGACAGGAAACUGCGCACGGAGUUCAGCAGGGAGGAAAUCAGGCAGAAGAUCGAGCAGUACAACUCCAUUACCAGAGACCACCUGAAAAUGACCCUGGGUUCUACUGGCGUGUACACGGGCUUUAUUAAGGUCCAAAUGGACCUGAGGAGGCCUGUGACGGUGCGAGGGGGCCAGAGGGGAGCGGGAGGAGACGCUGCAGGCGAGGCCUUCUAUCUGCCCCGAGGAGUCACCAACACACUUCACAUCAGCUCCAAUAACACCGUCAGACAGGUGAUCGUGGCGCUGCUGAAUAAGUUCACUGUAGCAGACAACCCGGCCAAGUACGCCUUAUACAAACGCUACCGCCGUGAGGAGCAAGUGUACGUGUGCAAGCUGGCUGACGGCGAACAGCCGCUGUUUCUGCGUCUGGUGGCGGGCCCCGACAACGACGCGCUGGGCUUUGUCCUGCGAGAGCAACAGACCGGAGAAGUCAUGUGGGACGCCUUCUCCGUCCCGGAGCUACGCAACUUCCUGCGCAUCCUGGACAAAGAGGAGGAGGAGCAGAAGGAGGUGGUGAUUCGCCGCUACAACGUUUACCGCCAGAGACUGAAGGAUGCGCUGAGGGAGCUGCGAGGACACUCUUAGAUGUUUGCUCGCCAAGAAUAAAGAAAGAAGAGAACUUUGCGGACUCGGGAGGAUUCUACGAGUCCACUCGCUGCCUGAAGACAGAAAAGGACUGAUGUGCCAAAGCAUGAAAAACUAUCAAGUCUGUACAUAGUUUCAUUUUCUUAAUUUAUAUGGGUGACGCUUUUUAUUGCAAAGUCUUAUUUUGUUGAGUUGAGCAGCGACGGUGACACAAUCACAUGACGCCCCCUCAUUGAAGAAGGAAGGAGGAAGGAGAGCAGUGUGGGACAUGAAGAAGAAGCGAAGGUUGGUUUGGGAUAAAGAGGUUCCAGGAAGUAGAUGAAGGGUGAUAGAGGAAGUAGAAUAGAAGCAGGGCAGAGUCGCGGAGAAUAAAAACACAUUGAGGUGGGCGAGCGCUGAUAUCGGCACCUUUUUUUUUUUUUUUUGAAUAGCAAGUGCUCUUAUCUGGCACCCUCAGCCCCUCCUGUGCCGGAUGACUUGGCAACGAGGAACAGGCGAGAGAAGGAAGGAUGAGGAGGCUUCUCGUAUUGUUUAUUUGCUGGAUUCAAAUGAAAACUUCCUCUCCGGGGACAUACCGCGUGAAACAGCACCCUCUUGUGGACAAACACUGCAACUACGCUCCUCCACAGCUUUAUUUUUGUAGGAUUAUUCUUAUUCUGUCGUUGUAACCAAAGAUAUUUUAGCGGUGUUGCCUGGGGCAAAAAUGAGUAGAUGCGAAAUAUAUCGAGUAGAGUUUUAUUUAAAAUGAUUUAUUUGUCUAUGAAACACUGGCUUUGCGUGGAAGCAAAGAAAGGUCAAACAUGGGCAUUACUGCAAUUUCUAUCAUUCUGACAAACGAUUUGAGGAACAUGAUUGUUUUUUAGGAUCCAAAUGUGUAAAAGAAUGAAUGAAAUGAAAUAAAAUUGGCAUAGUUUUGACCUUUCUGUGCUACCCGUCUCCAUGGAAAUGCGUAUCAAAUGUUAUGUUGUUGUUGUAUCUCUUUACAUGAGUUGUAUCAACUAAAGAUGUUGUUGUUUUUUGGGGGGGGUGGGGGUUUUAAACGACUUAAUUCAGGGAAAACGGGUUGAUUUUUGUUUUUACACUCUACACUUUAUAUUUUAUCACCUAAACGCUGUUCGUCGAUGUGUCGAUGUAGCUUGGUAAGAUGUAUUUAAACAAAACGACUCGUUUGGCGUCACGUGUGACGCGUUACCGUGGCAACUGUUGACGCACUUGGGCUGCUGUAUGACAAUAGACGCCUCUAGAAGUCGCAAAUUCGAAUGAAUUCUAAACUUUCUUGACCUUACAGCUGUUUUAACUGCAUGUGUGGCGUAUUUCAAGGAGAGGGUGAACGUUUGACUCCUCGGCAGUGCCUUUCUGUUUUCAUAGCGUCUGAAAACUGAAGAUUAUUCCACGUUUUUUUCGCUCAGAAGGUUUGACGUUGUUAAUCUGUCACGUGCAGCUAUUAAAGAUGAACUUUAAAACA